AUAGCCCAGAUGAAGGAUGACAAAGUUUAUGAUGGUGUUGUGCAAUCGCAUCAGAUAGCAGUGUACUGGUAUUUACCCUUGGGAGGGUUAUUCCAACGUGAGGUGGGCCACAUUUGAGAUUGGAUUCAGGAUGGCAGGGAGGCACUAUCGUCAUAAUCUGACGGAGGAAAACAUUGGUCCCGGUGGAGUAUCCUGAGGUGGGGAAAGUAAGAGCUGGUACUCACCUAACUGUAAUGAAGAGACAGAGAUCCUGGGGGGACAGAGAGCUCCUGGGAAGCAAUACAGACGACAACACAGACAACAGUGAACAGGAUGAGUCCUCGUCUCUGAGGUUGUCCUGGUCCCUGGCGGACACCAUGAACUACGUAGGCCAGCUGGCAGGUCAGGUGCUGGUCACCGUCAAAGAACUGUACAAGGGCAUUAAUCAGGCCACGUUGUCGGGCUGCAUUGAUGUUGUGGUUGUCCGCCAGAGAGAUGGCACCUACCAGUGCUCGCCAUUCCAUGUGCGCUUUGGCAAGUUGGGUGUACUGCGCUCAAAAGAGAAAGUGAUUGACAUCGAAGUGAAUGGAGAGCCAGUAGAGCUGCACAUGAAGCUCGGUGACAAUGGAGAGGCCUUUUUCGUCCAGGAAUCCGAGCAGCUGAAUCAGAUUGUCCCUGCCCAUCUGGCCACCUCCCCAAUCCCCACCGAGAGUCACCUGUUCUGGAUCUCAGAGGUUGAGCACAGAGCGCCAAAAGAUCUGGAGGAUGACCCCGCUGACCAAGAGGACCCACCUGAUCCUCCCACUCCAAGCACCAUGGCCACAAAGAAGAAGAAGAGACGGAGGAAGAAACACAAAGGAGACCCCCGAAGAGAGGAGCUGACCCCGCCCAUGUCCGUCACUACUGGUAAUGCAAUUGCUGCUAACGCACCUGCUGCUGCUACGACUGCUGCUAUGUCCAGCGCUGGGCAAAAUGAAGAGAUCUUUGAGAUGGACCUGAGCUCUGACGAGGAAGCUGCAGCACAUGUCUCAAGGUCACCCUCAGUGACCACGAUGCGAGACAUUGACCCCAAAUUACCUGCAGCCAGACACAACCUUGAUGGAUAUCCACUAUCUGAUGGGGACUGGCCGUCAAAUGACAGUCACGGCUUGUCUCAGGCCUUUUCCCCAAAGAGUGACUCUGAACUGAUGGUCAGGCCCUCAGAGAGUUUGCUCAGAGCUGAGUCACACAUGCAGUGGACCUGGGGGGAGUUUCCAGAAACAACCAGGAUCACCAAAAAAGAGAAACCAGAACUGAUAAAAACAGUGACCAUCACCCCAUCGGAGAGCACCCACUUCCGUGUCAUCCUCAGUUCCGAGGCCAUGGAGAACGACGCCGAGAUUGAAAGGGGAGAUGCUGCCCCCUCCUCAAUGUGCACCAUCGUCAAGCCCGAGCCACGCACCCCUAUCACCACUGUAACACCUGUGAUUCCUCUCGCAUCUGUCGGCACCAUGACCUCUGUGAGUCCUGUAACCCCCACAGAGCCGCUGGAUAUCCUUCUACCCAAUGUGGCAACCUCUACUCCUUUCAACGGCCAACUGAGCGAUUCACCCUCUAAGAAGAAAGGUGUCCCAAAGAGGAGCCAGCACCAGGGUCCUGAGGAUAUCUACCUAGAUGACCUGAAUGUACUUGAACCUGAUGUUGCUGCACGAUAUUUUCCUAAGAGUGAGGCUGAGGCAGCGACAAAGCACUGGAUGGACUCAGAGAUGCACUCUGGUUCUCAGUCUCCACAGUCGGUGGGCAGUGCAGCAGCUGACAGCGGGACAGAGUGUCUCUCUGACUCGGCUAGUGACGUCCCCGACGUCACUCUCUCUCUGUGCGGAGGCCUCACAGAAAAUGCUGAAAUAUCCAAAGAAAGGUUCAUGGAGCACAUCAUCACCUAUCAAGAAUUUGCUGAAACUCCAGCAAUUAUAGAUAACCCCAACCUGGUAGUAAAGAUAGGAAAUAGAUAUUAUAACUGGACACUAGCUGCACCCUUGAUUCUAAGUCUACAAGCAUUUCAGAAGAACUUACCAAAGGCUACAGAGGAGGCCUGGGUGAAGGAGAAAAUGCCAAAGAAGUCAGGCCGCUGGUGGUUCUGGCGAAAAAGGGCAGAUAGUGCAAUCAAGCAGUCGGAGACGAAGCCUGAAAAUAAGGAGGAGUCUCAUCUGGAGGAGGAAGGACCCUCCAUGUCUCAGGAGAAACUUCCAUUGCCGCCUAAAGCAGGAGACUCAUCCAGUGACGAAGAGGCCAAGGAGGUGAGCGCUGUGUCCUGUCAGGAGAGACUUCAGCCAGUAGACAGUCAACACCACCCCGGCCCGUGCACUUACAGGAAGUCACUACGCCUCUCCUCUGAUCAGAUAGCCAGUCUGAAACUGAAGGAGGGACCUAAUGAUGUGACGUUCAGCAUCACCACCCAAUACCAGGGCACAUGCCGCUGCGAGGGCACCAUCUACCUGUGGAACUGGGACGACAAAGUCAUUAUCUCUGACAUCGAUGGCACCAUCACCAAGUCAGAUGUGUUUGGGCAGAUCCUGCCACAGUUGGGGAAGGACUGGACCCACCAGGGCAUUGCCAAGCUCUACCACUCAGUAGCUGAGAACGGCUACAAGUUCCUGUACUGCUCAGCACGGGCUAUUGGCAUGGCGGACAUGACAAGAGGUUACCUGCAGUGGGUCAAUGAUGGAGGCACCAUUCUGCCCCGGGGACCUCUCAUGCUGUCUCCAAGCAGCCUCUUCUCUGCCUUCCACAGGGAGGUCAUCGAGAAGAAACCAGAGAUCUUCAAGAUUCAAUGCCUUACAGAUAUCAAGAACCUGUUCCAGCAUAACAAGCAGCCAUUCUACGCCGCCUUUGGGAAUAGAGCUAAUGAUGUGUUUGCCUAUAAGGAGGUGGGAGUUCCAGUGUGUAGGAUCUUCACAGUCAACCCAAAAGGAGAGCUGAUCCAGGAGCAGACCAAGGGCAACAAGUCCUCUUACAGCCGGCUCAGUGAGCUGGUGGAGCACGUGUUCCCUCUGUUGAGCAAAGAGCAGAACGAGGCCUUUGUGUUGCCGGAGUACAGCUCUUUCUGUUACUGGAGACAGCCCAUACCAGACAUCAACCCUGAUGAACUGCUCUAAUCCGGCACAUAUGGAUACCCAGGUGCUCAUAUACAGUACAUGCGACUGGACUGUGCACUUGAAUGCAUCUCCAGGAAACACAUGGACUGAAACCCAAAUAGUACUCAGACAUGCACACACAGUAACAGGGUUUUGACCAUAAACACAAAAAAAAAAGCUGUUAAACAGUAACUACCCAUUUGAGAUGUGUGGACGUUAUCUCCAGAACAGUAAAUCCUGAUCAAUAAUCCCUGAAAACUUUCAUCUAAUCACCAAGUAAAUGAUCAUCCUUCCUCCUGCCUGUGAAGGCAUCCUAAACCCAAUGAGCGCUCUGUAGUCCCCGUAGGAGUACAGGGAUAAAGAUCUGAGACUAAUCUUUUCUCUCUAGCAAACAGGAUGGUCUGCAUUUGCCAUCAGGGACGACGACUGAAGCCCCACGCGGUGCAUUAUAGCCCUUAGCACCAGAGUCCGAGCUGUGCAGAAGGAAAAGACGUUCACAUUUCCUGAACGCCCUGAAGAAGUGAAACGAAAUCUUCAAAGCGAAAAAGACACACAGGGUAGGCAAUUAACACAACCACUAGUCAUAUGCCGGUAAUAUUUAGCUGUGGCUGCUGUGUUUGCCUGGACAAACAGUCGUUAUUCUGCUCUAAAACAUUAAGUAAAAUAGUGAUAGUGGCUGGCAAAUAACUGCGACACCACCUAUGAACCACUCACAGCAGUUAGUUACCAGAAAGCUACUGAAGGUGUUCAGUUUUGAUCCCGACUCUCUGGACUGUGUGGUCAUUAGUUCACUGUUGCUGGAGCAGAUUUUCCCUGGAGAGCUUUCAUGUUUUAAUAUUCAAGGUCAUACCAGGGAUAUACUUUUGCCAACAAGUAUGUGAAGAUGCACAUUUGAGAUGUGACUUAAAAAAAAACUAAAUGAAGGAGCUUCAUGGUGUAUUGUCUCGCUGUUAUUUUAAUAUCUGUUAUACAAGCUCUGGCGAAUCAAGUGUGUUUUUGUUAACAAUGCAGUCAUUAUUUAUGAUAAUUGGUAUGUUUAAGUUAUUGAUUUCUAUCGUGAUGCCUUUGCUUG
Molecule: messenger RNA, 4164 nt
Organism: Sebastes umbrosus (honeycomb rockfish)
Lineage: Eukaryota; Metazoa; Chordata; Actinopteri; Perciformes; Sebastidae
Gene: lpin2
Product: lipin 2
Exons: 20
Coding region: 234-3113 (959 amino acids)
Biological process (GO): fatty acid catabolic process; positive regulation of transcription by RNA polymerase II; triglyceride biosynthetic process
Cellular component (GO): nucleus; endoplasmic reticulum membrane; cytosol
Molecular function (GO): phosphatidate phosphatase activity; transcription coactivator activity
Source: RefSeq, a predicted model, not a curated record